GUAAGGGAUUUAUCGGCUUUUAUUUCAGGCAUGUAUUAUAUGAAAAAUUAAAGAAUGCUUAUUGAUUGCAGGUGAGCUCAUGGGUUACCCACACAAUAACAAGUGGCUCAACAAUCGAAGAGCGUCAGGCCUUCCUCUCUUGUCUCUUACGAGUCGCGCAAACCUGCUGGAAUACUGGCAACUUUAAUUCGGCAAUGGAGAUCAUCGCUGGUCUCAAAUCCAAUAAGUUGAAGCCUUUUUGGCAGAGUGUGAAUGAACCAUUACCAGUACUAGAAUAUCUCUCAUCAGCUCUCCUGUCUUCCGAAUAUGAACGGGCACUGGCACGUGCAUUGGCAAUGCCAGAAUGUCCUGUCAUACCUUUUUUCGGGGCUUUUUUACGAGAAUUGCGAGAAGUAAUUGCUUCUGUCAACAAGCAACCAACGGAGAACCGAGAAAAGAAGACUCAGCGCAGUAGUAGUAAGGAGGGUUCUUCCCUUGAGCACGUGCUUUCGGGUUCGCCAGGUGCGCGAGCCAGUAUUGGAAGCAAUGUAGAUGUGAGCUUUGCAUGGAGAAUUUCACCUAGAAGUAGCGCUGAUUCUGAAGAUAAGGCUGAUCGUACCAGUGAGACGACGGCAGUUAUAGAUAAAGUCUCAUUGUUUCAUUCACAUCGUCAUGCUCGAGGGAGAGACGCAACAACUGGUUCACUACAUCGUACCUUGAGUGUACAUACUACAGCUCUUGAACAAGCUUAUACUGCAGAGGAGUGUGAUGAGAAUGACUAUCAUCUUGACCUCGAUUCUUAUAAGCCGAUUCAACCCCUUGUUGCUGACCAUGGAGUUGCACUUUUUCCUGUUGCUGCUCCUCAUCAUGGAAUGGAUCUUCAUUUGCUUCAGGUUCUUCAUCAUGGUACGACAUUAGUUCAUUGGGAUUAUGAAGGAGCUGGGGGUUCACGAACGACACUAGUGUACGCACGCGUUGAUCGUGCUUGUGGGACAUUAGUAUGGGAAAAACCAACAUGGAGUCCAUUAAAAACACCCGGAUUCGGUGGAAUUUCAUCCGAAUUUUCAUUAACAGUAAAUCCUGAAGAGUCUGUACCACCAAUUCUUAUCUCAAAAUAUACAUCUCUCCAGACGGAAUGUGCUUCUAUUAGUUUAGAAGAAGGUUACUUGGAUCUAAAUUCCGUGAAAGAAGUUAUUAUUGGCUGUUGUGAUAAAGAUAGAGAAGUAGAACUGCGUGGUAUCUGUAAAAGAUACGGUCUCCCCGGUUCUGACUCUUGUAUCGGCCUGAUGUAUGGUUCAAGUCUAUCUGAUAAUCGGAUCAUUUUUUUCCUCGGUCCACCUGCUUUAAGCAAACUGUGGUACAUGGGUCUUUGUUGGAUUCUGCGAGGUUUAAAACGUCAGCAACAAUUAACGGAUAGACGAUCUCGGUGGUUAAAAGAAAAAUAUCUUCAAUUAUAUUUUGAGGAAGGCUGUGUCGAACCAACUACAGCUGAUGCAAUUAGAGUCUUUGGUGGACGAGAUUGGUCUACGACUGAUAGUAUUGGCACAUUAUCACCUACCAAUAGUGGCAAUAUUCGACGGCGGACUCCUAAACCUGGAAAAAAAACUAAAUCAAUUAGUAACAUACAUGGUUUAACAAAGGAAUUGAGUUUGAAGCAAUACGAUUCAUCAUCCUCGGACGGUGGCAUUACAGCAGCUCCACUGCGUCAUAUUACCGGAAGUCGUGAAUCUUUAACAAGAAUUGCACCUAUCUCUCCACGAUCUAGCCGUGACCGUAUCCCACCACGUAGUCCUCCUGGUUCAGCUGAACGGAUCUCAUCAAGUUCACCCUAUUCCAGUUUACAAAGCUUGCUAUGCGUAACAAGAGAAAAAGACAAAAAUGGAUCAAGUCCUACUCCAGCAGUUGUGGAAUCACCUUGGCAAGUCAAAGCACGUGCUACAUCUAUUAUGUACGAGACUCAACUUAAUUUUGUUGAGUUCGUUGCACUUUUCCGAUCUUUUAGUUUGAGAGCUAGAAAAGAUCUUCGUGAUCUUUUUGGUCAGUUAGCUAUUACGUGUCGUAGUCAAAGUGAUGGAUCUCUACGUGAUUUUACAAUGCGACCUAUCGUACUUCGUCAAACUAGUGAUGCUACCCCACAGCGAAUUGGUUUACUGACUAGAAAUAAUUCAAUUGACUGUUAUGAGUAUAAAACAAGUGGUAAUUUUCAUAAAAAACAAAUUUUCGACGCAAUUGCUGCUGCAAGUAUUGUUAACAAUUGUUCAGGUGUUGAUACUUCCAAAUCACAAGUUAUUACUCUUGCAACGUUUACUAAAUUUCUAGAAUCACGUCAGCAAGAAAAACUUACUGAUGAACAAAUCAAAACACUCAUCAAAAGACAUGAGCCGGAUCCAGCAUUACGAGUUCAAUGGUGUUUAUCAUUCGAGGGAUUUGCUCGCUAUAUGAUGGACAAAGAUAACUAUGCAUUUCCGAAUGAAUAUGCCAUUCCAACAGAUACAGAAAUGCAACAGCCGCUAUCUCAAUAUUAUAUUGCAAGUUCACAUAAUACUUAUUUGACAGGGCAUCAACUUAAAGGAGAAUCUUCUGUUCAACUAUAUUCUCAAGUACUUUUAACUGGAUGUAGAUGUGUCGAGCUUGACUGUUGGGAUGGAGAUGACGGAUCUCCAUUGAUAUAUCAUGGUCAUACAUUCACUACCAAAAUUCCGUUCAGAUCAGUGGUUGAAGCUAUCGACAGAAGUGCUUUUAUCACAUCUCCAUAUCCAGUUAUUCUCUCUAUUGAAAAUCAUUGUACACAGAGCCAACAAGCCCGUAUGGCUCAAAUAUUUCAGUCGGUGUUUGGAGAUAAAUUGAUUACUAAAUUUUUAUUCGAUUCGGAUUUUGGUGAUGACCCACAACUGCCGUCACCUUCUCAAUUGCGACAUAAAAUUCUCAUAAAAAAUAAAAAACUCGUCGUAGAUCCUACUGCACCUUUAGUUCAUCCGGCUGUCAGUCAACGAUGCAAAAUGUUGAUGACUGAUCGCGCAUCGUCGAUGAAACAAAUGAGAACUGAAAUGAGUAGUACAUCUGUUGUCGAGUAUUUUAGUGAAGAUGAUGAUGACGAUGAGGAUGACGAUGAAGAUGAUAAUGUUGACGAUAAUUCAAUUUCAAGUUACGAGAGAUACUUGGGAAAUAGUCAAAUGUCUCAUGGUCGAUUGAAAUCAGAUCCUGCAGGGGACGAUAGAUCUCAAAAGCAGAGCAGUCAAAUAGCAAAGGAAUUAUCCGAUCUAGUAGUUUAUUUGCAAGCCAUAAAAUUUCGAGGAUUAAAUUUGACACCAUCAAGUACAGUACCAUCAGCAACCAAACCACGUCAUCAAAGUCACACCGGUACAGUCCAAAGACACAGUAUUGCUGGGAUUGGUACAGGAGGAAUAGCUUCAACUUCAACAGGUUCUCCACAAUCAUUAUCAACUUCAAUAUCUGUUGCUAGUGGUGGUAGUAAUAUUGAUGCUCUUUUUCGACCAACUCGUGGUGUACCAGCUUGCUUUCAAUGUUCAUCAUUGAAUGAGAGUGCUGCCAAAAAAAUUUGCCGAAAGCAACCAUUGGGUGUUGUUGCUCAUGCUGAAACUCAAUUAAUCCGUACUUAUCCAGCUGGAAUGCGAAUAGAUUCAUCAAAUUUUAAUCCAGUAAUAUUUUGGGCAUUCGGUAUUCAAAUGGUAGCACUGAAUUAUCAAACAGACGAUGCUGCGUCACACCUUAAUGCCGCAAUGUUUGAACAAAAUGGCCAGUGUGGUUACGUGAGGAAACCAUCAGUUAUGUGGGACAAAGGACACAUGAUGUAUCGAAGGUUUAAUCCGUGGGACAAGGAAUUUGAUGGUUUACAUUCAAUUCAUCUAACUCUAUCUGUUGUCUCUGGCCAAUAUAUAUCAUCGACAAACCUUCUUGCUAGUACGUACGUUGAAAUUGAAUUAGUUGGAAUACCCAUUGAUUGUGCCAAACAUAAAACAAAAGUUAUUCAAAGUAAUGCAUUAAAUCCUAUUUGGAAUGAAAAAUUUUGUUUCCAAGUAAUGUUUCGUGAUUUGGCAUUUUUAAGAUUUGGAAUCGUUGAAGCAAAUUCUCAUCAUUUAAUAGCUCAAAGAGUUUUACCUCUUAAAUGUUUAAAGCCGGGUUAUCGACACGUACGUUUACGUUCGUGUAAAAAUAAACCAUUAGCUCUUUCAACACUUUUUAUUUAUUCACGAAUGGAAGAAGAAAGUUUAGAUUAUAAUACUUGCUGUCGCGAUCAUAAUAAAGAAUCUAAACGUCCUGCGCCUGGAAAAACACCUGAAAAAUUAAGUACUGUUGAUCCAGGACUUGGAGGUGUUACAUUAAAACGUCGUAUGUUUUUCCUAAUGGUUUACGAUGUCAUACCAGACGAACCUUAUACUAUUUUAAAAGUGACACAAGAGAGUACAACUCAAGAAGUAAUGCUUCAAGCUCUCCAAAAAGCUGGUGUAUCUGCUGAGCACGUAGACGAGUAUAUUCUAGUCGAAGAAGUGUCUCGUGGAUGGGAAAAAAAAGAUAGAGAUGAACUGCCAACUCAAAGAGUACUAGAUUCAUUGGAGCAUCCACUUCAAGCUCAAGCUCUGUGGAGAGGUCAAGGUCGUUUCUUAUUAAAAAGAGUUGGUAAUGAUCCAAGUAGUAGAGCAUGGUUAGCAUCAAUUAGAAGUACAGCGGGACAUUCAAAAUUAAGUGAGACGAGUGAACGUGAUCAAUCAAUGCAUAUUUGGGAUGAGGCAGAUACUUUUCUUGUUUGCAUUUACAAUGUAUCACCGGAAAUACCUUACGCCAUUCUUCGUGUUCCGGUGACAAGUUCUGCUCAAGAUGUACUAGCACAAGCUCUUGUUAAAGCACGUAGGAUGGAAGAUCCAUCAAAAUUCGCUCUUGUAGAGGAACUUGAGUGGGGCGGCGCUGGCGCUGUCGGCAGUGGUAAUCGUCAACUAAGACUUUUACGUGAUGAAGAAAAUGUUUACAGCACACAAGCAUUUUGGAAAACACUAGGAAGGUUUAUUUUACGUGAAAGGGAACAAGCUAUCCCUCGUAAACAUUUGCUUCCAGCAACGUUAGAUAGAAUAAGUAAGGGUUUUUCAGUAGGUAGAUCAGUGUCAUUACCUGGCUCUAGUAAAGAAAAAGUUCCGGUAGCUGAGGCUCUUUCCGAUCCAACAUCAAGAGGUUUACGACACCGUAUACUCAUGCCAGGACGUAGACGUGAAGUUCAUUCGGAUGGUGAAGAGUCUAGGGAAUCGGAAAUUCUCAAUGCCGCCCUCUACUUAAAGAAGGUGUCGUUGAGAAAACUCAGAGUCUGGAAGUCUUAGUGGCAGUCUCGAGCGACAUCACUCUCA
Messenger RNA from Microplitis demolitor, 5333 nucleotides. Its product is annotated as 1-phosphatidylinositol 4,5-bisphosphate phosphodiesterase epsilon-1. The record is from RefSeq and is a predicted model, not a curated record. Gene Ontology annotation, biological process: lipid metabolic process; phosphatidylinositol-mediated signaling; small GTPase-mediated signal transduction. The coding region runs from base 195 to 5306 and encodes 1703 amino acids. NCBI's taxonomy places the organism in Eukaryota, Metazoa, Arthropoda, Insecta, Hymenoptera, Braconidae. The transcript is spliced from 12 exons. Gene Ontology annotation, molecular function: phosphatidylinositol-4,5-bisphosphate phospholipase C activity; guanyl-nucleotide exchange factor activity.